AUGAACUGGCUUGUGCAGGCCACCUGCCUGAAAAAUUACGGCCCGAUUGAUUGUCGAACAUAUUUGGUUAAUACUGGUGAUUCUGUUUCUUCACAGACAGAAAACCCAUCAUCGAAAUAUAGUCCUUUUUUUUCUGAGCCUUCUCAGGACCAUGAAACAAUGGCACAAGUUUUAUUCAGCAGGAAUCUGAGAUUGAAUGUAGCUUUCACUUUCUGGAGAAAGAGAAGUAUAAGUGAACUAGUAGCUUAUUUGGUGGGGAUAGAAGACCUUGGUGGUGUGGUAGAUUGCCUGCCUGUGCUUACCAAUAGUUUACAGGAAGAAAAGCAAUACAUCUCACUGGGCUGCUGUGUAGAUUUGUUGCCUCUAGUAAAGUCACUACUUAAAAGCAAAUUUGAAGAAUAUAUAAUAGUUGGUUUAAACUGGCUUCAGGCAGUUAUAAAAAGAUGGUGGUCAGAAUCAUCAUCAAAAACAGAAAUUAUAAAUGAUGGUAAUAUUCAGAUUUUAAAACAACAGUUAAGUGGAUUGUGAGAACAGGAAAAACAUCUCACUUUGGUUCCAGGAUAUACUGGUAAUAUAGCUAAGGAUGUAGAUGCUUAUUUAUUAUAGUUGUAUUGAUAGACUUCUGCUAAGAGCAUUUCCUUACUCAGAACGUCCCUGGACCACAUGAUUUUCAAAAAAAAAGUCUCAUCUGAGAACUGUGAACUGUUGAAGAAAUAAAACCAUUCUUUUCUUUAAGAAGCUACAUAAUGAAACUGCUAACAAAACCCUAACAAUCUACUUCACAAUGAAGUGGAAAAGUAUCAGAAAGGAGCAGCUAAAGUUUCUGUGAGGUGAAAGUGCACUAUGAAGAUUGUUCACCUUGCUGCAUUUGGGAUUUCCAUGGCUAUUUGGUUACACUGUUUAAGAACUACUGGGUCUUAAUGCAAUCCUACUUAGGAGUAUAAUUUAUACUAUGUGAAAAAAAUAAGACAGGGCUUGCUACUAGGAACCACAAGACCAAUCAUCUUUUAAAGAAUGUGUUUUAUAAUUAAAAAAAAACUUAAACGUAUGCAGCUAUUUUCUGAUGUUGAAAAGACUUUAAAAGUUUAAAACAUCAUAACAAAUAAUACUAAAAGUUUUGUUCAAACUGAGAUACUGUGUACACAAAAUGCCUUAAUUAUUAAU
Messenger RNA from Sorex araneus (European shrew), 1164 nucleotides. RefSeq names its product KATNB1-like protein 1. The record is from RefSeq and is a predicted model, not a curated record. Gene Ontology annotation, molecular function: microtubule binding. The transcript has a single exon. Gene Ontology annotation, cellular component: nucleolus. The coding region runs from base 1 to 528 and encodes 175 amino acids. NCBI's taxonomy places the organism in Eukaryota, Metazoa, Chordata, Mammalia, Eulipotyphla, Soricidae.